Lachancea sp. 'fantastica' is the source of this 819-nucleotide messenger RNA. The record is from the annotation of a GenBank genome assembly. NCBI's taxonomy places the organism in Eukaryota, Fungi, Ascomycota, Saccharomycetes, Saccharomycetales, Saccharomycetaceae.
AUGGUAAAAUCCUUCCUUGAAGUGCUGGAGACGCUGCCUCUUGACAUCCGCACACUUGAUGUUUUGGCAGGCAAGCUGCGAAGUUCCACACGACCCCAAGAACUCAUCUCCUUACUGCACCAAUAUGAAUUAACAAGAGAAAACAAAACGCUGGAGAAUAUCAUCCAUUUCACGUAUUUUCAGUGCAAUAACGGCCUACCGCCACACAUCCGUCUCUUCCGCACUCAUUACGUGGAAUUGCGGGACCAUUGGCCGCAUGAACGCCAUCGCAGUAUCUUAUCCAUGGAGAACCCAAAGUCCCAGUCAUUGCGCUUUCUUUGGAGUAAUGACAACUCUAAAGUCCUCACUGCAAUGCGAUACCAGCCGCAUUGCUGGGGCUCAUCUCAAAAUCCAGAGGCACAACACGCCUUGCCUGAGCUCCGGCGAACUGUACUCUUCCACGAGAUUUUCCAACACUACCUGUUUCUCAAGAAAAAUCCACAUCUUUGCAAAAAUCGAAGGGCUCUCGCCAUUCCUAUAGUGGAAAUUCCAAUGGACCCGCUAGGCCACACAAUUGCAGAUUCGAGAAUACGCAACUUGUUCAAGCACAAAGUGGCUCACGUGUGGAACGUGCUAGCUCUCGAAAACCCAGCUCUUUCGCCCUCACAAGAGGGUUUGCUUACCGAAAUAGUGCACAAUCCUUUGCCUUCCUCUGCUGUUGCCAACCGCAGGUCGUUACAGAGGAUUUACCGACGUGCCUGCAGGGGAGCCUACGUGAUACAGCCACAUCCAGAUUUCGGUGUAGAAAUCCAAGAAAGCAGUCUUUUAAAACAGCUUUGA